This is a messenger RNA of Cuscuta campestris, 2285 nucleotides long. NCBI's taxonomy places the organism in Eukaryota, Viridiplantae, Streptophyta, Magnoliopsida, Solanales, Convolvulaceae. The record is from the annotation of a GenBank genome assembly.
ACUAAUUGAAAAUUAUUGUUGUCAAAGGCUAAUUGCAAAUAAAGUCAAAUGCAGCAGCAUUGGUCUUCACUCUUCCAGUGUGUGUGUAUUGUGUAACCAACUUCAUCGUCCUAUCCAACGUUAAAACCCGACGCGAGGAACUGGCGGUGACAGCUCCGCCGCCGUCCUUCAGACUUCAUUUUCACGCUGCUGUUCCAUCUCCGACCAACUCCGUUCGUCAUCAACCUAGGCAUACUUGAAGUGGAAAACGAAGGGACAAAAUGUUAGGUAAUGGUGAUCAGAUUCCUGUAAUGUUGUUUUGGGGUGGAGAAAUGGUAAGCUAUGGAGAUCACAAGUCUGUAACUUUUUCAGUGCCCUCAAGAGCUGUGUUUCUUGAGUCGCAGCAGCAGGCAUGAUGAGCUUAUGGCAGAAGUGCACACUGCAAUGAACACAAGUGAAGAUGACACAAAGCUCACAUUGUUUGGAAGGUACCCAUCGAUGCUUCCGGGCGGGCAAGUUCUAUUUGUUUCUGUUCCGCUCACUGACAAUAAAUCCUGGCUGUGGUUUUUGGAAGCAACAUCAGUUUUCCAGCCCGUGCAUGUGUAUGUCGUUGCUGAAAACAUAUCAAAUGGUUCAAGUGUCCAGGAGAAUCAGAGGGUUGUGCAGGGAGGACCUCUUCUUAAGCGUUGUGCUAAUGGAGGUGGUUGUUCAAGGUUGGGAGCUAAUGACAACACUUUGGAUGUUGAAGGUGAAAACAGAGCCAAUGCUGUUGACGAAGAAAGAGUGAGGAAGAUUCGUAGGGUUUUACCAGUUAAUCCGCUUCCCAAGCACAACACCCGCAAGGCCAGUUCUUCACAUGAUGACGAAGAUGCACUCAAUGGUGGCAAUGCUGCUGCUACAGCCGCUAGAGAUGAGCAAAAGAAGAGAAGGUUGGAAGUUAUCCUCAGUCAGUUAACUCCUCGAAAUUCUAUGCGGGUGCUAGAACAAGUGAAAGAUGUUAACAUUGAUAGUGCUGAAUGUCUUGCUGCUCUGGCUGAAAUAGCAUGCAGCAAAGCUGUGAUGGAUCCUGCUUUCUGUGAGAUGUUGGUAGAUAAUUUCACUCCUCUUUACAAGAUGUUGCCGGUGUAUUUCAAGGAUAAUAAGGUGUUCAACUUUACGAGUUGUCUUUUAGAUUGUUGUCGUAAGGAACUUCAGAGAGGCAAAGGAGAUGUAGCCUUUGCAGUUCACGAUGAGUGGAGACGUAAGAAAUCAAAGUUGGGCAAUGUAGAAUUCAUUGGGAAACUAUACAUGAAAAAGCUGGUAGAAGAAGGAAUCGUGCAUAGUUACAACAACAACAACAACCCAGUUAAAUCCCACAAGAGUAGGGUCUGGGGAGGGUGUGUGUACGCAGACCUUGCCCCUACUCGAAAGUAGAGAGGCUGUUUCCAAAGAGACCCCCGGCUCAACGUCGAAAGUUGCAUUGCUUGACUAACUGCUACUUCAUUAAUUAAAGAAGCGCAGACAAUUUAGAGAUCCAUUUUGAUUUAUUCCAUCCAUUUUGAAGUGCAUAGUUGUAUCAAGAAAAUACUAUGGUAGUAUGAAAAUCCAGAUGAGGCAGAUAUUGAAGUCCUUUGCAACUUGAUGUACCAAGUUGGUGAAUCCAUGGAUAACCCUGAAGUUAACAAGCCAACAGAUAUGGAUAUGUAUUUUGAAGAGAUGUCGAAAUUGUCAAAGCACCCAAAUUUGUCUUCUAAAUUGAAGGAUAUUUUGGUUGAUUUGGCUGAUUUGAGAAAGAACAAGUGGCAGCAUAAACCUGCAUACCCAAGCCACCUAACCCUGAAUAUCAAAGUGAUGGAGUGCGACUCAGAACCGAAAUUUACUCUCAAAGUCAAAUCGUCUGACACCAUCUACAAUAUAAAGGAAAUGAUCAAGGCCAAGGAAGGCUUUCUGAUGUGCAAACACAGUUGCCCACUACAACUUGCAGAACAACUGCACCAUAUAUCUUCACAACAUGCAUUAGUUUUCAGGACUCGACGGGAAAAAAGGUUGUCUCAAUGAACAAGAAACAUUUUUCAGGAUUUGACGGGGAAAAAAGUUGUCUCAAUGAACAAAGAGAGUAGUAACUAGGAUCGGUGCUUGAUGAUCUCCAUGCUCAAAUUAUAAAUUCAUGUCGGUUUCGGUUCCUCGAUGUUGCCUUAUUGUUGCGUUAUUCCCAUAUGUGUUUAUUCAUAUAUAUGUUCUUUGUAUAUGUUAAUUAACGUGUAUCCAUUCAAGUGACUUGACUUGUGUUUAAGACAUGGACCUCCUGUGCUUAUUUAGUUAACAUA